Molecule: messenger RNA, 2412 nt
Organism: Pleuronectes platessa (European plaice)
Lineage: Eukaryota; Metazoa; Chordata; Actinopteri; Pleuronectiformes; Pleuronectidae
Gene: gprin3a
Product: GPRIN family member 3a
Exons: 2
Coding region: 1-2412 (803 amino acids)
Biological process (GO): neuron projection development
Cellular component (GO): plasma membrane
Source: RefSeq, a predicted model, not a curated record
AUGCAAACCUCAACAAAAGUUACUAAAUCUCAGAAGGAUUUGGUCCAAUCAGAAUGCCCGAGUCCAGAGGAGGCGGGCUUUGAAGAUGUCCUGGACAACACAGAUCCCAAUGCCAACUGGGGGGCGGAGCCUAAUUUCAAUCUCGACCUCAAUCGGACUUCACCCAGCAACCCCCGGCCGGCCUCGGGGACCUCAGGGCAGCGUGGAGAGAACCACGGGAAUAAAGAUGGAGGCAGACCUGGAGUGAAGGGUGGAGUCACAACAGAAACUACCUUGAAAACCACCAUUCCAGCUUUGAGUCUGUCACCGACAGCCGAGGCGUCACCAAAUAACAGAGGAGAUCAAACCCUGAAAUUAUCAAACCCAAAACGUACCCCCACAUCCAGCCCCAGGGCACCGAGUCCAGAACCCGACCGGGUGGACCCCCUGGUGGCUUCUAGCCCCAGAAGGACUGAUGGAGUCCAAACACAGAUGCUAGGGACAGAAUCUACAAGCGUCUCAAGCUCGAUACCACAAAGACCUCCGACCACGGGACUCACAACAAAGACUACAAGCAAAAUAACUGUGAGCCUGGAAAUGCAAAGGAAUCGUGGAGAAGAUGGUGGAAGAGGAAUUAGCGCAGAGACACCGUCACCAAACAAGCUCCACCCUCCCAUGAGCCCAAGAGUCCACACCGAGGAAGGGGAUCCACGUGUUAUCAGUCCAGGACCGGCCAGUCGAACCCAAACAGUAACAAACAAAACCAGAACACCAGAUCCACAAAGCACCACGACCAAAACCAGGUCCGGUCAACAAGCUGGAGACGACUCUCGAACUUUCACUUCACAAAGUGAAAAGAUCGAAUCAACAACGCGAAGCAUCAAGACCCUUCAGAUAAGUUCUGUUAGUCCCAAACCAUCCAAGACCAGAAAAGCUCCUGGGACCAGCAACACCUCAAGGUCCAAGGAGGAUCUGGACAUUGAAGACUCAAGUACUUGGUCUGGGUCCAAAACUAGUUUGAAAUCUAGUUCAAAUUCUAAAGCCGUGACAGUGACCAGGGUCAGUCUGGAUUCUAAAGCUAGCACCAGAACCAAAUCCACAAUGGGAUCCAGAGAUAGUUUGGAUUCUAAAAGUGGUUCUGCUUCAAAAAUCAGUUUGGGAUCGAAGGACAGUUUAAACUCUAAAACUGGGUCAAUUUGUAAAACCAGUCCGAACUCCAAGUCCAGGACGGGUUCCAGAGAUAGUCUUGAUUCCAAAACUGCUUCUGAAAGCAAAAAAGGUUCUGGACCUAAAAUGGUUGUGGGUUCGAAACCAAUCAGAAUGUCAAAGCAUGACCCGUCUCCUAAAGCUCAGACUCCUUCAGACUCUAAAGUCAGUUUCUCUAGUGUUGAUACUGUUUCCAGUUCUAAACCUGGUCUGAGGACCUCGGGCUCAAAGGUGGAGCCGUCCAGAACUAUGUCCAUAUCUUCUUCUAGAUCGGUUCUGUCUGGGUCCAAAGUCCAAGGCCUCAAAACUACACCCAGUCCAGAGGAGGAACUGCUGGAGACCAAAGUGACAGCUGUCGGAGGACUGGGGGGGGCUGUAACUGAUGCCCCAGAAACCAGAAGCUCGUUAGACCCCCCACCGAGAGAACCCCGUCACCAGGGAGACGCAAAUACCAUCACCGCUGGCAGCUACAUCCCAUCGUCAAGGGCAACGGCAGCAGAGAGGAAGACGGAGCAGGAGAGGGGGGGGCAGAGGGAAAGGUCUUCCUCACCCAUCCAUCCUCCUCCUCCUCCUCCUCCUCCUCCUCCUCACUCAACAAGCUCCACCAGGGUCAGGGAGGCGGCGACCAUGACCGACCCCAGUGAGGAGCUCCACCUGCAGGCGGGGGGGCGGAGGGAUGUGGGCGUACAGGUGGAGGUCGUCAAACACUCAGCUUCCACAAGCCCAGACCUCCACAGGGGGGCUGCCCCAUCCUCCCUGAUUGGCUCCCCCAGCUGCCAAUCAGGCCCUUUGGCCUCAGAGAUGGUCCCUGCUGGUCACCCCCCCGUCCUGCACGUCUGCCAGAUCCACAUCGAGCUGCGCAGCCAAUCAGGGCUUCCUCCUGCUGUGACCCACAAGGCUGGUUCCCCCCCGGCCAGUCCUCGUCCCUGCAGCGUCCAGCAGGGACGAGGACUCCGACAGAACCAAGACCGAGAUCCACAGAAGGUGGUGUGGGAUGAGCAGGGGAUGACCUGGGAGGUGUACGGCGCCUCGGUGGACCUGGAGUCCCUGGGAACCGCCAUCCAGCUGCACCUGGAGUCCAAGAUCCGGGAGCAGGAGAAACACCUCAGUUCUCUGAGGAAGUCCAUCUGCUCCGACAGCAGCCUCCGAGGAGAGAAGAGGAGGAGGAGGAGGAAGGGAGCAGGGAUUCUGGGAUGUUGUAGGAGGAAACCUGCUGAGGCCGACUGA